This is a messenger RNA of Oncorhynchus nerka (sockeye salmon), 9941 nucleotides long. Its product is annotated as rab11 family-interacting protein 2-like. Gene Ontology annotation, molecular function: small GTPase binding. The transcript has 3 exons. The coding region runs from base 6135 to 8315 and encodes 726 amino acids. The record is from RefSeq and is a predicted model, not a curated record. NCBI's taxonomy places the organism in Eukaryota, Metazoa, Chordata, Actinopteri, Salmoniformes, Salmonidae. Gene Ontology annotation, biological process: regulated exocytosis. Gene Ontology annotation, cellular component: intracellular membrane-bounded organelle.
CUUGAUCUUAUGCACUUACAGCUCUAUUAUAACUUGAGAUCUGCGUAGCUAAGACCAAACUUUGUGCGACUCUCCCAUCAAUGCAUGGUUUUAAUAGUGCAGUAAGGAUUUGUCCUUUUCUCUGCUGUAACUCUUGUCAGAACAUCAGGUAGGCCUACAUGACAUUAGUAGGCUGACAAAGCUUACAUCUACAAUGGUAAGUGGAGCUACUAUAUACACAAUGUACUUCACUGCUGAUCAGGUAACACUAACCAAUAAACAUUUUCUGUCUCAGUAUUUUGCUAAUGGGGUGCUAGACGGUUUUCAUGUUAUUUCCAGUUAACUAGUUUUAUAGCAUAUGCAACACAUCACGUUGACAGCCUUUCAUCUAACCAUAUAUGUAGCUCUCCUAUUAUUAUUAUUUUAAAUAAACCACUUUCUCUUACUGCAUUCUUAGAACUCUCCUAAAAUCCAUAUUUUCACUCAAAUUGCUGUAUGUUGUCCUGAUUGAAUAGCUGUGGUGAUGAGUGUUUUCCUUGCUUGCUAUCCAACGGAACUUUUAAGUGGUUUUAAUAUUCCCAGUUGCUUAUGGUGGUUUGGGGAUUAGUGAUCAGAUGGUGGUAUGGUUUAGGUUGAAUUAUCUGUACACCAGAUCAUGUCUCCAAUCUACACUGGCUGCAAUUAGCCUAGUAUUCUGAGUUUCAUCUUCGUUCCUCUUGAUCGUCUUUUUAAAGAUGGAAUCCGCAGUAGGAGAAAUGGUGCCACUCCACUUCACAGCCGUAGUUAUUAUUUUGUUGACGAAGCGUAGGUGAGGCAUAGUUAAAAAUAAGUUUAAAAAACUUUUAUAAACACUGUACAUAUUCUGCUGUUCUAUUGUGCAUGCAGUGAUGUCUGGGGGAGGGGGGGGGGGGGGGCUUGUGUUUGCAGUAACUUAUUUGUUGUAAUAUCGCAAAUGGACGUUGCAGUUUCACCAUUAAGAAUUCCAGCUUUAAGGCUCUUGUUGACAAACAUGAGUGUGGAUCACCAUUGUGAAUUCCAUCUGGCGCGUGAUGGACCUGUUUGUCCACUGUGCUGAUUGGUCUGCAGUGUGGAAUCUAGGUGUGUCUGAGACUGGGUGAUAUAGUGCAGAACAGGUUGGGAGGGCUGAAGUGAGCUAACACUGGGUGACUAAGUACAUUGGGACUAUCUGCUGGUGCAAACAAGGCUGUUUUUUUCCCUCAUCUACUUCUGGAUUUAUUUGAAUCCAUUUCCUAAUGGUGAGUUGUCCACUCAAUAUAGUCCGAGUCCUUUUAAAGGAGGACAUACUUUUUUAGUUUUGCCAUAGCCUGAUCUUAUUUUACUACUGAAUUUCUGACAUUCUAUAUCUAGAUUUGUUUAUUAGCUUUUUGCAAGAAUGAUAGCCCAUCUUAAAGUAAAUUGGGUAUGUUUUUAUAACAAUCCUUAAGUGUUAAGAGCAAGGCAGUUGUGGUUAUUUCCAAAUGGUUUAAUUCCAUCAAGACAUUUUAUCAGGUGUGGUGAUCUGCUUACAAAAUAAUAAUGUUGUCUGUUUUUGCGUGUUUGGCGUAGAGCAUGUUUCAGAUGGGACCGGACAUAGGGCUGGGCAGUAUGGCCCAAGUAUCAUAUCCCGGGAUUAUUUUUAUAUGCCGGUAUUUUGUUUUUAAAUAAUAAGUUCUACAUUUAGUUUUGAGUAGUGUGUGACCCUAGGGUGGCAACAUAUACACUCUCUAAAGUGAUUUCAAUGGGUCUUUCUCCAUUGUGAUUGUUUUAUACUGUUUAAUUCAACUUUAAUCAAAAUACAUUUUAUCAUUUCCAUUCUGACACGUAGGGUUGCACGAAAUGUGCAAACAAUCUUGACCAUAUUUUAAACAAUAUGUUGCAAUUGCGAUUUGACUGUGAUUUUGGAGCAAAACACUUGGGUGAACUGUUGGACUCAUGGAAAUAGUUUGAGUAUAAUAGUGGGAACUUUAAAUGGUGUUUUACAUGAUGACAAAUUUAAGUAUUUCCUAGGGGACCCUUUAAUCUUUGGCUACAUUGAAUGUUUUCUCUUAGCUACCUCAUGUAGCUAACAUUUUUGUGUUGUGGAUUCCUCUUUGAAGAAACUGUUGCACAAAAACAUGCAAUAUAGGUCUGUAUAGCUAGUUAAGUUUGUUGGCUCAGUACAUUUAUUAGCUAAAAAUGAGCAUUAAUGGCUAACAAGAAUUAGGCUCAACUUACUAAGAAUAGACAAACUAGCUGUUUGCAGAUGUAAGAAGCAAACUAAGUGUAAUUACAGAACACUUAAUAUUAAGAAGCAAAAUGAAAACCGCAUUGUCAUCAACAUUGUUGCAUGUGCUGCGUUUACUAUGCAGAGACUGAACGCAAGUGUCAUGCUCGAGGAACAACAAAUGUUCUCCUUGAGUGAUGGGGCAGGGUAGGUCUGUGGAAAGCUGCAUGGGGAAAGCCGAGAGAAAUAGAUAUACUACAGAUCAAAAGAUUGGGGUCACUUAGCAAUGUCCUUGUCUUUGAAAGAUAACAUCAAAUUGAUCACAAAUACAGUGUAGACAUUGUUAAUGUUGUAAAUGACUACUGGAGCUGGAAACGGCUUAUUUUUUUAUGGAAUAUCUAGAGGCACAUUCUCAGCAACCAUCACUCCUGUGUUCCAAUAGCACGUUGUGUUAGCUAAUCCAAGUUUAUCAUUUGAAAAGGCUAAUUCAUCAUUAGAAAACCCUUUUGCGAUUACGUUAGCACAGCUGAAAACUGUUCUGAUUAAAGAAGCAAUAAAACUAGUCUUCAGACUAGAUGAGAACCUGUACUCCGGGAUGCUGGCCUUCUAGGCAGUUUCAAAUUUUAUUUGUCACAUACACGGCAGAUGUUAAUGCGAGUGUAGCGAAAUGCUUGUGCUUCUAGUUCCGACAAUGCAGUGAUAACCAACAAGUAAUCUAACUAACAAUUCCAAAACUACUGUCUUAUACACAGUGUAAGGGGAUAAAGAAUAUGUACAUAAGGAUAUACGAAUGAGUGAUGGUACAGAGCAGCAUACAGUAGAUGGUAUCGAGUACAGUAUAUACAUAUGAGAUGAGAAUGUAAACAAAGUGGCAUAGUUAAAGUGGCUAGUGAUACAUGUAUUACAUAAGGAUGCAGUCGAUGAUGUAGAGUACAGUAUAUACGUAUGCAUAUGAGAUGAAUAAUGUAGGGUAAGUAACAUUAUAUAAGGUAGCAUUGUUUAAAGUGGCUAGUGAUAUAUUUACAACAUUUCCCAUCAAUUCCCAUUAUUAAAGUGGCUGGAGUUGGGUCAGUGUCAAUGACAGUGUGUUGGCAGCAGCCACUCAAUGUUAGUGGUGGCUGUUUAACAGUCUGAUGGCCUUGAGAUGGAAGCUGUUUUUCAGUCUCUCGGUCCCAGCUUUGAUGCACCUGUACUGACCUCGCCUUCUGGAUGAUAGCGGGGUGAACAGGCAGUGGUUCGGGUGGUUGAUGUCCUUGAUGAUCUUUAUGGCCUCCCUGUAACAUCGGGUGGUGUAGGUGUCCUGGAGGGCAGGUAGUUUGCCCCCGGUGAUGCGUUGUGCAGACCUCACUACCCUCUGGAGAGCCUUACGGUUGAGGGCGGAGCAGUUGCCGUACCAGGCGGUGAUACAGCCCGCCAGGAUGCUCUCGAUUGUGCAUCUGUGUCUGUUCUUUUGACCAUCUUAAUAUUUUAUUUUUAUUGGCCAGUCUGAGAUAUGCCGUUUGCUUUGCAACUCUGCCUAGAAGGCCAGCAUCCUGGAGUCGCCUCUUCACUAUUGAUGUUGAGGCUGGUGUUUUGUGGGUACUAUUUAAUGAAGCUGCCAGUUGGGGACUUGAGAGGUGUCGGUUUCUCAAACUAGACACUAAUGUACUUGUUCUCUUGCUCAGUUGUGCACCAGGGUCUCCCAAUCUUUCUAUUCUGUAUAGAGCCAGUUUGCGCAAUUUCUUGGCAAUUUCUCGCAUGGAAUAGCCUUCAUUUCGCAGAACAAGAAUAGACUGACGAGUUUCAGAAGAAAUGUAUUUGUUUAUAUCCAGUUUGAGCCUGUAAACGAACCCACAAAGGCUGAUACUCAACUAGUCUAAAGAAGGCCAGUUCCCUUUUUCUUUAAUCAGAACAACAGUUUUCAGCUGUGCUAACAUGAUUGCAAAAGGAUUUUCGAAUGAUCAAUUAGCCUUUUUUUAAUUAUAAAAUUGGAUUAGCUAAUACAAUGUGCCUUUGGAACACAGGAGUGAUGGUUGCUGAUAAUGGGCCUCUGUACACCUAUGUAGAUAUUCCAUUAAAAAAUCAGCUGUUUCCAGCUACAGUAGUCAUUUACAACAUUAGCAAUGUCUGCACUGUAUUUCUGAUCAAUUUUGUAAUUUUAAUGGACAAAAUGUACAUGUAAUUUAAAACCAAGGACAUUUCUAAUUGACCCCAAACUUUAUUUAUUUAUUUAUAUAUAUAUAUAUUUUAAACUAUGCAAGUCUGUUAAGAAUAUUCUUAUUUACAAUGACUGCCUUCACCCGGACGACGCUGGGCCGAUUGUGGGACUCUCAAUCACAGCCGGUUGUGAUAAAGCCUGGAUUCAAACCAGGGUGUCUAGUGACUCCUCAAGCACGGAGAUGCAGUGUCUUAGAUCACUACGCCACUCGGCAGCCCAGCGACGACUCAAGUAGCGAAGUAAAGUAUAAAAAUGGACGUUACAUUUUAACAAACCAAACAUUCAAAAAAUGUUAUAGAAUGUAAAGUUAAAAACCCAAACCGGUCGGUGCAUCAAUACCACAUAUCGUAAAAUACGGAAUACCACCCAGCACUAACCAGAUGGCAUAUACACUACCGGUCAAAAGUUUUGUAACACCUACUCAUUCAAGCAUUUAUUUUUUAUUUUUACUGGAAUUGUAGUGAAGACAUUAAAACUAUGAAAUAACACAUGGAAACAUGUAGCCAAAAAAGUGUUAAACAAAUAUUUUAGAUUAUUCAAGUACCCUCCCUUUGCCUUGAUGACAGCUUUGCACACUUGGCAUUCUCUCAACCAGCUUCACCAGGAAUGCAAUUCAAUUAACAGGUGUGCCUUGUUCAAAGUACAUUUGUGGAAUUUCUUUCCUGCUUAAUCCGUUUGAGAAGGGACUUGCUUGGGCCAAGAAACAUAAGCAAUGGACGUUAGACUGGUGUAAAUUUGUCCGUUGGUCUGGAGUCCAAAUUGAAGAUUUGUUUCCAACCGCCGUGUCUUUGUGAGAGACUGUGUGGGUGAACAUAUCUCUGCAUGUGUAUUUCCAAGCAUGGAGGAUGAGCUGUGGGGGUACUUUGCAGGUGACACUGUCAGUGUUUUUAUUUAGAAUUCAAGGCACACUUAACCAACAUGGCUACCACAGCAUUCUGCAGCGAUAUGCCAUCACAUCUGUUUUGCGCUUGUUUUUCAAUAGGACAAUAACUCAACACACCUCCAGGCUGUAAGGGCUAUUUUACCAAGAAGCAGAGUGAUGAUGAAAAGCAUUCCUCAUGAAGCUUGGUUGAGAGAAUGGCAAGACUGUGCAAAGCUGUCAUCAAAGCAGGGUGGCUUCUUUGAAGAAUCUCAAAUAUGAAAUAUAUUUUGGUUUAACACUUUUUUUAAAAAUUCUUUACUACAUGAUUCCAUAUGUGUUAUUUCCUAGUUUUGAUGUCUUCACUAUUAUUCUACAAUGUAGAAAUUUGUAAAAAUAUAAUCUCGAAUGAGUAGGUGUUCUAAAACUUUUGACCGGUAGUUUAUAUUUACUGCAACUGGAAAAUAAUUUUUAAACAAACAUUUUAAAUAUCAUACAGAAAAUGCUCUGGGUUCACAAGAUUUAUCAUCAUUAGGGGUCCAUAUGAAAAGAGCAGAGACUGAUUUUUAUUUUUUUGAGCAGACUUUAAAGAAAACUAGUUUCUGAAAUUUUCUUGUAUGCAUUCAGGGUGCAUCAUCACAUGUGAAUAUAAGAUCUUGAUGGAAUGAAGCACCACUGUAAGAUGAGGCAAUCUCCUGAGUUGUUGGUUAUUUCAGCUGUCAUGGGCAAGCUCAGCUCUGGUUUGACUGUCCACCACUGACCUCCAGGUUUUCACUCCUAGGCAGAUUAGUGGAGUCCCUGAAGCAGCCUGAAACCCCCGACAGACUCCCAUAGGCAGCAAACUCCCUCCCUGCGCUGAAUCCUUUCUCUCUAGCGUCCCCUCUGAGUCUCCUGAUAUGUUCUCCAACCUCCACUCCUCCCUUGCUCCCGCUAAGGUGCGGAGGAGCCCCUCCAAGUAUCCCUACAGCAGCACUGAGAACCUGGCUGCCAUAGGAUCUUCCCCCAAUGGAUCUGACAAAAAGCGGCGAGAUCCUCUGUCCCCCAGCCCAAUGGAACCGCAAAGCCAUGGAAAAUCCUAUGCAGGCUUCAGAAUUGUCUCUGCCAAAUCUGCUGUUGCAAGUGGCGAUCCUGUGCCAAUUAAGGCGGUUGAGGGCAAAAUACCUCCUCUACCUCUUCCUGACUACAAUAGCCUGUUCCCACAGAAGAGACAUGGAGUACAAGGGCAGACUCGAUGGGACCAUAUAAUUGCAGAGGUGAAUCAGAGACAGCAAGAAUAUGUGCCUCAGCUCAUUGGUAAAGAGAUGAGUGUGGAUGGCCCAGACCUCGACUCACCAGGACCUCCACGCAAUGAUAAAUAUUCCUACUUGCAGGAGCGGGCAGCAGAGCACUUACACCAGCAACAGACACAAGUUCAGAAAGUUCAAUCUACCUCUUUGAGGGGCAUAGGGCCCAGCAGUUUGCCAGCACUCACUCCCCCUUCCAAACCAGUAGCUGCAGUCCCCCUUAGACUAGUGGUCGACUCUAACACAAACCAAGACCAGAGCACUAUACAGGCUAAUCCACCUGAGGCGCCCAAUGCCUUUGUCUCCAAAGUCUUGGUCUCUACAAAACCCAUGGUUCAGAAAAGAGGCUUACCCUCCGUGACACCUCAGGAUGCAAAGAAGGUGAUAAACACAUCUUUUGCUACAGCCAGUGAUGGCAAACCUGUUUUCUCAACAGAAAAACAUAGACCUACAUCACGAGUGGUUUUGGUGUCAAGUUCUACAGAUGAACCUAAAGGACUGCCAAACACUCCCAAAGAGAUCCCCGCAGCCAAACCCAGACAAAGGUUAGUCCGCAAAGAGCCAUUGAGACCUGCAGAUCAUGAGCAGACAUUAGCAGGGUCUACCACUGUAGAGCAGGAGAACAGAUUGGAGAGGAGAGCCUCAACCCUCGAUAUCAUGAGAAGGAGUAGUCCAGUGACUGCAAAGAACACUGAGGUGACUGCUUACAAUGAAAAGCAACUCUUGUUUGACUCUGCAGAAAGCGACAUUGAUAAAAAAACACAGUUGGAACACAUUAUGAAAGCGAAGUUUGCUGAACUUGACCCCUUCCCCAUUGCCGAUAUCCUGCCUAAAGACCCAUGGGCCCAAACAGAGCCAAGCCACAGUGGAGAUGACUUGUUCACUGGAGAACCACAGAGAAACCGCAAGCUUAAAGAACAGGCAAUGACAACUGAUGACUUGGAUAAACUUUUCACGCCAAACAAUCCAACGGAUCCCUUUGCCAGUUUUAAUGAUGGUGACUCGGAUGAACCUCAAGAGCAGGAAAAAACGGAAGAACACAGUCCUGCUUUUCAAAGGGGAUUUUCCCAAAUUAAAAAGAAACAAGGAGCACCCCAGCCUUCAGCUAAUUCAAGUAAUAAAGCAGUGAUUGGAAAAAAUGAGCUAAUUAAACAAAACCCUUCACCCAGAGAAGACCAGCUGAUCAUCUCAGCUGCUACAACAGGAUGUGUAAAACUGGCGCCUCAAAAUACUAGACAAAGUAAACUCUAUGGCAGAGAUGGGGUGGAAUCUCAAGACAAGUGGGCAGCAGACCCUUUUACUUCCUCCUCCCAUGUACCUUCUGUCCUGGCUUCUCCUGAGCCCCCCCAGUCCGUAGUGCGAGAGCUUACCUCACAGACCGGGGAAAAGACCCUGCUACGGGCCUGUGUCGCACCCUCUGAGGUGCAGCCACUCACUGUGCUGAGUAGCAAUGGUGGUGGUCCAGCCUCAACUCCACGCAGGCCUCACCCAGUGAAGCCCAUGAGCUCCAUAGAGAGCCAAGCUCCCAUUAGCACCCUGGUAGUUGGAGAGAUGUUGACUUAUGACCGCACCCUGGGGAAGAUGAAGGCGCCAGGCAUGGUGGAGAGUGGGCCCUACACCCAGCUGACCCAGGAGGAGCUGAUUACCCUAGUGGUGAAGCAGCAGACGGAGCUCUCCAAGAAAGACUCAAAGAUCGUUGAGCUGGAAGAGUACAUAGACAACCUGCUAGUGCGUGUAAUCGAGGAGAAGCCCAGCAUCCUGUUGGGCAUCAACUCUGUCAAGCAGGCCCUGUAAGGUAUGAGGAGUGGACCAGGGAACUGCAAGAUCGAGGGAGAUAUUUAGGCUUCCACUCCAACAUCCCCUGUAGUUUGUGUGCGUGUGUUUUAUUUUAUUGCUGUCACUGUGUAUUGGAUCGAGCAAUCUCUUAUUUCCUUUGAGCAUAUGCACUUUUUAUUUUGUCUCCAUGAGGAGUUGGACUAGAACAAUCUCGAGGUUUCUUUUCAGAAUGCUGGAAUGUAUGCUGAAUAGUUUUUUUUAAAAAAUUCUAGAACGAUCACUCGAUGCUACAUCGCAUCAAAUUAUUUUACAAGGUUUUGAAAAUGAAUGGCUUGUUGUUACACUAUGGUACUGGAAUUUCUUUUUUAUACUCAUUUACCAUAUGCAAACAUCUCUUGUCAUUGCGUUGGUACUUUAUAUGCUGUAUAAACCAUAAUUGGCCCUCAUUAGGCAAAAUGGAACUGGAAGCUCUAGGUAUGUUGAUGUCCAUGUCACUGAUGAAAUAUCUCUGGCCAGGCCUUUGCACAGUGGUUCCAUGUUGCCUACAAUUUAGUAGAUUUUAAUUAGACCAUCUAGCUACUUUGGUGUCUGCUCAUCCCAAAGCCUUAACACAUAUAAUAAUAUGCUGGUUAGUGUUUGUUUUGUUGCAUUCUUAAACCUUGAACUUUCCUUGUUUUUCUAGGGUUAUGUUUGAUCCUUUUCUUUAAAUGAUCAUGACGUGCCUUGGCGCUACCCCUUCUUGGUGUAUUCAAUCAAACACAAGUGUUAAUCUAAUACCAAAUCGCAUUAUUGCGGGGUAUGGUACAAGUACGUUAACCCUCUCAAAGUAAAUGUAGCCUCAUAGUGACAUUUCAGAUACACAGUGGUCUUACCUUAUUAGCCUAGUUUGUUGAAGCAUUAUUGGACCUGUGAUUUAGGCUAGUUCACACAGGGUUUGAUUGGAAAUGCAUAUCUGUCAACAUUGCCUAUUUUAGUUUUUUUAGUUGCCUUUUUCCUUAUUUUAGUUGUUUAUACUGUCAUCUUUUUAAUGUGUCUAAAGGAGGAAAACAUUAUUAACAAAACCAGCGAUGGAUAGAGAACCAGCAAUUUAUUCCAUGUUUGAGGCAGUAGUGUGGAUUUGGUCACGCUAACUAUAGAUGGAGAGAGACCUGCUGUUCACUGUUUUCUUUCUUUUAUGUCUGUAGUAUCUACUCACUUGACUGUGCAGAGCACAAUCUUUUCUAUUUAUGCAAAAUAAUGUAAGUGCACAACAUGUCAAAUAUUUUAUGCAAGAGUAAUGACUAAGUUCAAAUCGUUACACUUUGAGAAAGAUCUUCCAAUAUAUUUAGGCAUUAUGAAUGUAGUUUCAAAAUUAACCUUGUCCUUGUUAGAUUUAAUGCCUUUUUAUUAAGCAGUAGGCUUACAACUUGUGUAAAUCUCUGAAUGUAAUCUACUCAAUGUUUCUUCGGUGACUAUGCCUUUGUGAAAUGUCAUAGCAAUAAGAAACAAUGUAAAUUAUAAACAUUUCUGAUUGUGCCUUCAGGGAUUUUAAUCAUAAGACUUUGAUUACUGUAAAAUCUGGAUUCCUUAAUAGUUACACUGAAUUUAAACAAAAAAGGUGUAUGUGAUAUUUUCAAUUGAAAUAAAGUAUAGUAAAUCAUGAAA